GAGUUUACUACCUGUGUUGGUGUGUUGAGCCUAAAAAUGAGAAAUCACUAACAUUGUCACCGUUACCCUAGAAAAUCAGGAAUCGUUGAACAGCCUCAGCCCAGUGCACGCGGCCGGAUCGGAAAGCUCCGAACCUCCGCCGGUGAGUCCGACGGACCACCACGCAAGCGGUGGUCCUAUCUUUCACGAUCGUUCACCGCCGCAGCCGCACGAUCAUCGAAGGCCAACAUUCUUUCUCCCUCUUGGUGUCGCUACAGAGCCAACACAACUAAAAUGACAGAUACUAGUGACUCCGGUUUUAAUCUGAAAAGAAGUACUGACGUAUCUCGGCAGACGCAGAAGGAAAGUGCUGAGCAAAAUGGGCUUUCUGAUAUUGAGCAACUGGUGAAAAGGAGCAAAUUCUCUAGAGAUGAAUUCAACCGCUUAGUGGAGUUAUUAAAUUCCAGGCUAGUGGACCCUCCUAAUGUUGAACAAGGAAAGCAGAACGCUAAUUUGACUUCUCAAAAACACGAUGAAGAAUUUUCAAUUGCCCAACGGUUUCUAAAGGUUUCCGAUGCACGAAGACAUGAAGAGUCAAAAGGAGCCAUAUGGGAAAGCCCAACACCUCUUGGUCUGUCAAAUGUUCCAGAUAAAUUUGGUGCCUCACCUGUUGAGAUUGCUAAGGCAUAUAUGGAUUCACGUGCAACUGAAGCAGGCCCCAGUUCUAAGAGCAUAAUACAAACUGUUGAAAGAAGAGUAUCACGUGGUGAGGAAUCUGCAAUCAAACUUUAUGAUCCAUUACCGUUUGCAAAGACAUCAACAUGUUGGCCUGGUGUAGUAGCACAUGAUGCUUAUGCAACACCACAAAGUCAAAGAAGCAGAUAUGGACUACACAACUUCCCCCGGACUCCUUAUUCUAGAACUUUAUUAUCAAAAUCUAAGUCCAGGUUGAAUCAUAUAGAAGGCAAUUAUGGCAACAUUUUAUCAACGCCCCUCAGUCAAUCACAGUCAUUGUAUAGGCAGGAUAAAUCUAAAGUUGAUGCAUCAGAAAGCAGAUAUGGAUCUGUUGGACCUAUACGUCGAAUUGGUGGCAAGGUUGGUUCACAGUCUUCAUCAAGAACAUUGCCUUAUUCAUCUCUUCAUGGCCUUCCAAAGAGAGAAAGUCCCGUCAUUAAUGACAUUUUCACUACUCCUGUUACAAAGGCUUCUUAUCCUGAUGGGAUAAGCACUCAGAAGCGGGUGCGCUUUGAGGUGGAUGUUCCAUCAGUGCACAUGCAUACCAAUUUGAUGGCUAAAAAGAUAUUGGAUCAUAUUGAUAGAAACAUACCCACUCCCAAAGAAAAAUCUGCUGAGCUGAAUCUGGCAACUAAAUGGAAGAGUCCUGAAUCCUCUGUAGAUAUUAAUACUACCUUAUCAAAAGAAAAUAAUGACUCACUACAGUUAAAAGGUGUUGGUCAUUUCAAAUUUGGUGGGCUUGAUGCAAAGGAAUCUACACCUAGAAAUGAAGGUCAAGGGAACAGCAAUGUUGAUAUUUUACCAAUGGAGAGUUCUGGUAAACCCAUUGAUGUCAGUAAAGAAGGAAAUUUGGCAUCUAACAUGAAUGUUCGCAGCAGCAUCCCCACAUUUGGUAUUGACGCAAGGACUAUGCAAAAUUAUGGUGGUUCUCAGAAUAUUUUAAAGAAGUCUGCUGAAGAGGACACUUCGAAGACUCAUCCCGGUGGCAGUUUCCCUUUCAUAGUAAAUCAAGAAAAGAAGCCUCUCUCUAACUCUACAUCCAGUAAACCAGUUUUACCUCCAAUUACCAUCAAGAGGCCUGUGCGUGACUCAAGGUGGUUGUCUGAUAAUGGCACAGGAUUUACCUUCCCUGUUACAACAUCAUCUUCUGUGUCAUCGGAGCCACCAACACCAACCAUCAUGCCGUUCGCUAGCGAGGACCAGAAUCAAUCAAAAGAAAUCUCCACUGAAACAUCAUAUAGUUUUGGUUCAAAAAGUUCAUCCGAUCCGGCAGUGGUGUUUUCCUUCCCAUCUACAAGCAACUCAGUUGUUCAUGAUGACGCUGAUGAUAUAAAGUUCAACUUUGGUUCGGAUGAUAAGCCAAGGUUGUCUUUUUCGUUUGAAAAAAAUGCUGUCUGUUGUUAAGGAAAAAGCUCUCUCUUUCUCUCCGCAGUUGCAUAGUGUACUUUUGUGUGCUUUACUUCUUUCCCUGAGGACGAGCAAAAGUGCCAUUUUGAAUGAGUGUAAAGUUUCUAUUGUCCUAUCAUAAAUCUGCUUGUACUUUUGUUUUUGGUUUCCAAUUUCCGCAGCAAACUAUUCGGCAACGUUUAAAGGUUUGGCAGGCAGAUUA
Messenger RNA from Arachis stenosperma, 2323 nucleotides. RefSeq lists its product as uncharacterized. Gene Ontology annotation, cellular component: nuclear envelope. Bases 274 to 2118 code for a protein of 614 amino acids. The transcript has 7 exons. Lineage: Eukaryota; Viridiplantae; Streptophyta; Magnoliopsida; Fabales; Fabaceae. The record is from RefSeq and is a predicted model, not a curated record. Gene Ontology annotation, biological process: nuclear membrane organization.